Molecule: messenger RNA, 4253 nt
Organism: Equus caballus (horse)
Lineage: Eukaryota; Metazoa; Chordata; Mammalia; Perissodactyla; Equidae
Gene: SLC25A47
Product: solute carrier family 25 member 47
Biological process (GO): transmembrane transport
Cellular component (GO): mitochondrion
Molecular function (GO): transmembrane transporter activity
Source: RefSeq, a predicted model, not a curated record
CUCCUUUGUUCAUGCAUUUAUUCACCAGUAGCAUCAGGGUUUCUGCCUUGUGCUGGGCGAUGUGGGCACAGAAACAAAUCCGGCACAACCCUGCCUGCCAGAAGCUCACAGUUGGGUGGGGAGACAUUUAGGCCUGUGCCAAGCAGCCUGCGCGGUGAGGUGGCACGUUUCCUGUGGCCACUGUGGAGAAGGGCGAAGUUUAGACGUGUUUGGUCAGGAGACAGGGCAGGUGAAACUUAGCUGCAGUGACGAAGAAAACACGCUGGUCUCAGAUGUCACCUUCUUGGGCUGCCCCUUCUGACACUGCCCCGCACACACCCUGUCCUUCCCUACCCAGUCUCUCUCCUUGGCAUUUAUGGUCGCCUGGCAGGCUCCGUAUUGUGGUUGUUUCUCGUGUUAGCUGCUGUCUCCCUCCCUAGAAAGUCGGAUCCACGGGGUGGGGACUUUUGUCUAUGGCUGUGGCCCAGGGCCCAGAACAUGGCAUGUCGUGACAUGCAGUGUCUGCUGCAUGAGGAGAGGCCGGGCAGGAGAGGGCUGUCGUCCAAGGGGCAAGGAUGCAGAUGGGCAGUGCAGAUGGAGCACGUGUGGAUCUGAAUGUGAACUUCAGAGAGCUGGCCGUAAGGCUGAGUGCCUCGCUGCACUCGAGGCGCAGGGGGAAAGGCGUCCGGGGCAGCUUGUGGCCUGCUGGCUCCAGUGCCGGGGGUGGGGCAUAUUGGACUCUGUAAGAAACCUGGGGUUAAACAGUCCUUGUUCUUUCAGUUAGACAAUGGGCUUCCAGCUCUGUCACCAUCUGAGGUACUGGCCUCUGGAGUGUAGGAUCUGCAAUUGAACCCAAGUCCCAACUGUAUUUGCCCUGCUCAGAACAAGCCUGUCACCUCCUUCCUUCCAGACCCUAUGUUCCUAUUAAUGCAGCAUUAGUGUUUGGCCACCCCCCACAGGGACACGUCCGGAGCUUGCCCUGAGUGGUCACAGAUGUGAGGCAGGUCCUAGCGUCAUUUCAUAGAUGCAGAAAUGGAGGCACAGAGAGGUCAAGGGGCUUGCUCCAGGUCUCAGGGCUGGGAUGAGCGGCGGAGCUGGGAUGUGAAUGCAGGCAGCCUGGCUCCUAACCAGAUUUGAGCUGGGUCUCUCUAAAGACCAGGAUGGGCAUCAGGACUGGCCUUGGAUGGACUGCAUCCUGCCCUUUGCCCUCUGUGUGGCAGCUGCCACUGCCAACUUGUCCCCCACUCAGCACACAAACAGCAGGGCAGGUGGGCGUGGGCUGCCCCUUGGUCAGCAUUCGGCAUAUUCAAGGCCAGCCUGUGGGUCCGCCCAUUGGAGGACAGGGCAACGGGCAGACACGUGUCCCCUGCCCCGAGGCCCACUGGACAGGGCUGGUGGGACCCUGCGAUGUCCACUCCCCCUCACCCUGUCCUGUUGGCUUUCUGCUCAGUGGGACACUCACUUUAUGUGACCUGGGGUGGAUGCAUGGCCUCCCUAAGCCUCAGGGUCCCCCGUGGCUGCCUUGCAGGGCUGCAGCAUGAGUCACAUUGGGGGGCAUGCUGAGCCCCUUUGAGGGCCCAUGGGGGUGAUGGCCACCAAGGCCAGGCGCGGGGGUGUCCACGCCUCCCCUCUCCGGCCCUCAGCAUCAGAUGGGGGCUGCGUGUUCCAGAUCUCUGGUGGGCAGAGCCAGUCCUGCCGCCUGCAUGGCCUCGGACAAGUCCUCUUUUGGGGCCUCAGUGGCUCCACCUGUAAAAUGGGGACCACCAGCCCUGCCUUCCUCCCAGGGCUGUGAAGAGGACCCCGUGAGCUGAUGAGGGAAGAGGGCUUGGUAAACUGUAAAGUGAGGCGCACCCGCAGGGGGCACUUAUUUUCACAAUGAUUGCAAGUGAUCAGCGGACGGAAGCGGCCUCUGACUGGAGCAGCUUCCCCUUUGGGAGUGCCCGGAGGAGAGGGAGACAGGUGUGGACGUGGUAGGGACAGUGUGGGACCAGGGCAGUGUAAGGGCAUGGAGUAGACAUGGGUUCCCAGGAGGGCUCUGGCCGGGUUUCCUGGCACUGCCAUCAGUGGCCCAUCUCCCUGACUCCCUCCCUGACAACUGGAGCUCCUGGAGGAUGAGGACUGGGUCUUAGAGGCCUCAGUGCAGCUCCAGCUCAGAAAGUGUUUGUUGGAUGAAUAAUUGAGGGAGCUUUGAGCAAUUCUGGGAAGGAGCAAUUCUAGGGGAGUUGGGGUGCCCAAGGACACAGAGGCGGCCUGAGUUUGGGCUCAGAGGAACGGGGGCAUCACAGAUGCAUCGGCAGAUGCCCCCAGGAGAUGUCUGGACAUGGCCUGGGGCCCGAUCCUGAGGGCAAUGGGGACAGUGAUCCUGCUUCCUGAGAGCCUGACACCUCCUGUGGCCUCUCACACACUUCCCCGAACCUGGGUCCCGGGGGCACUGGGACACUGUCCUUGGGGAAGGUGGGAGUGAGUCCAGCUGCCCAGUGUGGGCGUGGGCAUCGAUCUGCUUGCCUCCCAGCAUGGCCCCUGCACGUGGCCACUGGUCAGCUGCCUCUUGCCUCCUGUCCCCUGCCCCCCACCGCAGGUAUUUAAGGUCCAAAAGCAGCUGGGAACUGUUGAGGCCACCCGGGUGGUGGCACCAGACCGCUUCCAGGCAGGCAGACCCCAGGGCCUUCCCCACCAGCCACGCUGUCCAUGGAUUUUGUUGCUGGAGCCAUCGGAGGCGUCUGCGGUGUUGCUGUGGGCUACCCGCUGGACACGGUGAAGGUCAGGAUCCAGACGGAGCCCAGGUACACCGGCAUCUGGCACUGUGUCUGGGACACGUAUCGCCGAGAGCGGGUGUGGGGCUUCUACAGGGGCCUCUCACUGCCCGUGUGCACGGUGUCCUUGGUCUCAUCUCUGUCCUUCGGCACCUACCGCCACUGCCUCUCGCACAUCUGCCGGUUCCGGUACGGCAGCGCUGAUGCCAAGCCCGCGAAGACCGACAUCACGCUCUCAGGAUUCGCUUCCGGGCUCGUCCGCGUGUUCCUGACCUCGCCCACCGAGGUGGCCAAGGUCCGCCUGCAGACGCAGACGCAGCCACAGCCCCAGCAGCGGCGCCUCUCUACCUCGGGGCCCUCGGCUGUGCCCUCUGUGUGUCCUGCGCCCCCUGGAAGGCCGGUGCCUGGCCCCAAGUACCACGGGCCGCUGCACUGCCUGGCCACGGUGGCCCGUGAGGAGGGGCUGCGGGGUCUCUACAGAGGCAGCUCAGCCCUGCUCUUUCGGGAUGGCCACUCCUUCGCCACCUACUUCCUCUCCUACGCCCUCCUCUGUGAGUGGCUCACCCCCGCCGGCCACAGCCAGCCAGAUGUCUUGGGUGUGCUGGUGGCCGGUGGCUGUGCAGGGGUCCUGGCCUGGGCCGUGGCCACCCCCAUGGACGUAAUCAAGUCCCGCCUGCAGGUGGAUGGGCAGGGCCAGCGGCGCUACCGGGGCCUCCUGCACUGCAUGGCAGCCAGUGUGCGGGAGGAGGGGCCACGGGUCCUCUUCAAGGGGCUGACGCUCAACUGCUGCCGCGCCUUCCCUGUCAACAUGGCGGUCUUUGUCACCUACGAGGCUGUGCUGAGGCUCGCCCGGGGCCUGCUCACGUAGCUGGUCCUGUGCCCCAGGGGCCAGCCCGCCAGCAGCUUCCGGAGGUCGCAGUGGCUGAGGGAGGUGAAGGGGUGCGUCGGGGUCUGGGCCCCACUGGGCCGUCCCCAGGACAGCCGAGCCUGCCGCAGUGAGUCAGCCGAGGCCUGGGCUUGGCCUGCCCACCUGCAGACCACGAGGAGGUCAGGGGCCAUCUGCCAUCAGCCCGGGUUGGCCUGAGGGUCACAUGGGCCGGGGGGCGUGGGCCUCUUGGGUGAAGACGGCCGUCCCAUGGAGCCGUUUGUGCAUUUGGUCAGUGGUUCAUUCUAGCUUUGUGGCCACCCCUCCCUGCCCCCGUGUCUUCACCGCCCACUUGCGCCUGUACCCCGUCCAUUUCUUCAGCUGUCCGCGCGGCCCCCCUGCCAGCUCUCCACUGCCAUCAGUGGGCUCUCACGCACUGUCCCUCGGACGCGGCGCAGCUGGCCUCCCCGCCAGACGAUUCUGAGGUGCAGCUGUGUGGCUCCAGAUGGUUCCCUGCACCGGCUGCUCUGAGAGGACACUGCUGGGACAGCCCUGGGGGUUCGGGGCAGGGUCUGGUCACCUACCCUCACUCUGCCUGUAGACCCAGGAGACUCAGCGGAGAGCUGUUGCCAAUAAAACGUUUCUGAGGACGGUCA